Messenger RNA from Salvelinus sp. IW2-2015, 3142 nucleotides. RefSeq names its product zinc finger protein 711. Gene Ontology annotation, cellular component: nucleus. Lineage: Eukaryota; Metazoa; Chordata; Actinopteri; Salmoniformes; Salmonidae. The record is from RefSeq and is a predicted model, not a curated record. Gene Ontology annotation, molecular function: DNA binding; DNA-binding transcription factor activity, RNA polymerase II-specific; metal ion binding. Gene Ontology annotation, biological process: regulation of transcription by RNA polymerase II.
CUCCCUUGCGUGACGCAAAUAGACAGGGAUCAGCGCUAAACGAGGCCACGCAUUGUCUGCCCUCCCUUGGUUGCAAGCGAGCAACGUGAUUGGCCCAGGCCUCGGAAAGAGUGCCCGGGGAUCCAAAUGUACAGGCCGCAUUUAGCUUAGUGUCGAAAAAUAUACCCAAACAAUAACAGACAAAACCGAGAAAGAAGAAAUAACGACGAUAUAUUUGAAGGAGUCCAUAAUCAGGGUUCUCUCCCCCGAUGGAAGGAAGAAACACCAGCAACACACUGUUCUUAUUUUAGAGAGCAUUGGCAUCAAAUGUGAAGAUCAAAGAGAUGGACCACGGCGGAGGGAUCCUGGAGCUACACACACAGGAGUUAAAGAUGCCUCACACCAUGAUCAUGCAGGACUUUGUGGCAGGAAUGAGGGGCCUGGCCCACAUCGAAGGGGAUCACAUUGUGGUAUCCAUGCCAGAGGGCAUGCUCCUGUCUGACGUCAUGACGGACGAAGGCAUUCUGCUGGAGCACGGCCUGGAGGUGGAGGGCCUCGAGACGGAGGUGGAGGGCCUCGAGACGGAGGUGGAGGGCCUCGAGACGGAGGUGGAGGGCCUCGAGACGGAGGUGGAAGGCCUAGAGACGGAGGUGGAAGGCCUAGAGACGGAGGUGGACGGCCUAGAGACGGAGGUGGACGGCCUAGAGACGGAGGUGGACGGCCUAGAGACGGAGGUGGUGGAGCUGGAGACACAUAUGGUCGAGGGCCUCGAGGAAGACCUAGAGACGGAGGUGAUUGAAGGCCCUGACAUCGGCCACAAGCACUUGCUGGGCACCGAAGUGGCUAUGGACUCUCACCACCUUCACCAUGUUCUAACCUCAGACCUCAUUCAGGGCUCAGUCCACCAUCACCACCACAUGCCAGACCAGCUCUUUGUGGAGCACCAGGAGGAGGACGGGGUGGAGGGCUUGGACCAGGAGGUGCUUGUUGGGGAGGAGUUGGGGCAGGAGGAGACAGUGAUCCAGGCCCACGAGGAGCUGGAGGUGGAGGCUGUCUCUCUGCAGCCUGAUGAGGAUGAGGAGGAUGUGAAGAGCACCUCGGAGGACUACCUCAUGAUCUCCUUGGAUGACGUUGGUGAGAAGCUGGACAUAGGAGACACUCCUCUAGAGAUCACUACUGAGGUGAUGCAGGACGACGCCUCCAACAAGGAGGGGUCAGAGGUCAUCAAGGUCUACAUUUUCAAAGCGGAGGCCGAUGACGAUGUGGAGAUAGAUGUGUCAGACAUGGCAGAGCAGGUGUACAUGGARGUGAUUGUAGGAGAGGAGGAGACCUCAGCAGUCCAGGAGAACCAGCUAGAUGACUCUCCAAACAGCAAGAUGUUUGUCCCGGUCUCCUGGGCUGCUGCCUACGAUAACAGUGUGGACACAGUGAAGAAUGGAGGGACCAGGCCCUACAUCCAGAUCAGAGACAGUCAGGGUACCAACAGAGCCCUCAAACAGAAGAUCAAGAAGAAGAAGAGGAAUGGCGAAACACGGCAGUGCCAGACCGCUGUGAUCAUCGGUCCAGACGGCAUGCCCCUGACCGUCUACCCCUGUCACAUCUGUGGUAAGAAGUUCAGGUCACAAGGCUUCCUCAAGUGCCACAUGAAGAACCAUCCUGACCACCACGUUAAGAARUACCAGUGUACCGACUGUGACUUCACCACCAACAAGAAGGUCAACUUCCACAACCACCUGGAGUCCCACAAGCUACUGGUCCAUCGCAGUGACAGAGACAGAACCUCUUCCCCAGAGUACCCAGAAUACAACAGGACCACCCCAGAGUACCCAGAAUACAACAGGACCACCGCAGAGUACCCAGAAUACAACAGGACCUACACAGAAUACACCCGKCGUUACCACGAAGACAGCCAGCUAGGKUCUAACAAGCUGAUCCUGAGGGACAAGGAGUCYAAACUGCACCACUGUAAGUACUGUGACUAUGAGACUGCAGAGCAGGGGCUCCUYAACCGCCACCUAUUGGCCGUUCACAGUAGGAAYUUCGCCCACGUGUGCGUGGAGUGUGCUAAAGGCUUCCGUCACCCGUCRGAGCUCAAGAAGCACAUGCGGACCCACACGGGCGAGAAGCCGUACUGCUGCCCGCACUGUGACUUUCGCUGUGCAGACCAGUCCAACCUAAAGACUCACAUCAAGAGCAARCACGGUGCCGACCUGCCUUUUAAGUGUGGCCACUGCCCCCAGGCCUACGCAGACGAGGGGGAGCUGCAGCGGCACACAGAGAUGGUGCAGGGACACAAGACCCACCAGUGUCCCCACUGUGAACACAAGAGCACCAACUCCUCUGAUCUAAAACGACACAUYAUAUCUGUUCACACCAAAGACUUCCCUCACCAGUGUGACGUGUGUGAGAAGGGCUUCCACCGGCCCUCUGAGCUGAAGAAACACUCCGAGACGCACAAGGGCAGCAAGGUGCACCAGUGCAGGCACUGUAACUUCACGACCUCUGACCCUUUCACCCUCAGCAGACACAUCCUGUCCGUUCACACCAAGGACCUCCCCUUUAAGUGUAAACGCUGCCGGCGAGGGUUCCGCCAGUCCACGGAGCUGAAGAAACAYAUGAAGACCCACAGCGGGAGGAARGUGUACCAGUGUCAGUACUGCGAGUACAACAGCCCGGACGCUUCAGGAUUCAAACGCCACGUGAUCUCGAUCCACACCAAGGAAUACCCCCACUGCUGUGACUACUGUUGUAAAGGCUUCAGAAGGCCCUCGGAGAAGAGUCAGCACAUAGCCAGACAUCACAAAGAUAUGCUGAUGGAACGWUGUGAAUACAGUGACGACACAACGUUACCCGGAUAGAAACAGACUGCACACACUCCUCAGUCUACGUAGACCUGUUUCACACGACAAAGGGGGGAACGCGUUUAGRCAGUUGAUAAGGAUGGAAUGGUACAUUUAGACUGGUAGCGAUGAUAACAUUCUGACUGACUGCUUCUCUUUUUCUACUGGUUGUAUAGAGUAGGAAUAGGUCUCACCAGACCCCCCCCCAUUCCCUCUCCCCCAGGUGUAAUCAAACUAAGGAUAUUGUGGAAGUUGGAGAAGAUUAAAACCAGGGUACAUGUAGUCUUUAUGUAUGUAUUUAUCUGCAGAGAGAGGAUUCACCA